AGCAAUAUGUAACGUUUAAAUAGAACAUGUGCAAUGCCAUUCUCCUCAUAUCAGUUAAAAAUGUCUUUAUGUACAGUGGCAUACGGAAGCGGAUUAAGUGUUGACAUUAAUUCCGGGAAAACACACAACAGUAGUGGACGUGGAUGUGGUGAAUAUCAAUGCCAGUCGUUAAUAGAACAGACUCAUAGCAUUCGGGACCUUCCGGAUCCGGAAACCAGAGGUAUCUUCGUCAUAAAGGAGAACAAUUGUAUCAUAUACAUUGGUAAAUCCGGGGACUGUAUGAGGGAGAGAUUGUUGAGUCACCUAGCAGGAUACGACGCACAGGAAAUCGGCAAAUACAUGAAAACACUUUCUAAGGAAUACAAGAUGGAUGCCAUCACGGUUGGCUGGGUAAAAGUGGAUGCGCCAUCUUGUGACGAACACCAUUACAUAGAUUGUCUAGCAAGGCGUCAAAGUCAAUGGCCGAAGUGUAACCUAAAACGAGGACGGCCAGUGAAAAAAGAAUGACAUGGUCUGAUGUAUAUUUACCAAACGAUUAAAUAUGUAAAUAUGUAUUUCCAUUUGUAGCUUUGUGUAUAUGUUCACUGUUAAACUGAUCGUAAAGGAUAAUUUAGAAAAUAUCAAAACAUAAUGGAAAAAUAGAUAUUUUUGGAACGAAAAUGAAUUUCGCUAUACAGUCAAGCACUUCAAAGAAUGGAAUAAAACUGACUUUAUUAUAUACUGAUUAUCACUCGGUCACUUUAUUUCAAUAGGAGAGAAUAUGACAGACUUUUCAAAAUCGUUGUCUGUGAAAAUGGUAGAUUAUUUAAUGCCUUAAUAGUCGUACCAGCUUACGUCAGUAUUUCAAUGACUAGUUGUAUUGAUAGCGAAAUCUGUCUCUACCCUGAGUAUCUCGAUAUCUCUCUUAUUCGGCAUAUUCGACUGUUACAUCAAUAUUAUAAACUAAUGCCUGUGUACUAUGACGUACCUUUCUAUUCCAACCGGUUUGUCAGAUCUCAUAGGGUACCAGAUUAGACCAAUUUUUACACUGUACUGAAUAAUGGGAAUAUUUUCAAUAUUCCAGAGAUCUGAUCGAAAUUUGACAGUUGUCUGAAAAAGGCAUGAUGAUACGAACGCGUAAACAGAACAGUAAUAAAGUUACUAAAAUAUCGAUAGAUUCAUAUAUUGCUGAUUUCCCAAAAUGUCUAAAACAAUAUUAAGAUAUUUAGUACACAGUUUAUUUACAUUUACAAUUAAUUCGCAGCUAGGCUUUCAACCUUCUAUGCUUUAAUCAGACGAAGUGAAGAAGCACAAUAUGAUAGAAUGACAGAAGACAGUUAGUCUUGUUAAUUUGUUUUUUUCUCGCAGAAAUCUAUUAUCAAUUUAUCUGUUAUUUACAAUAUAUGUAUACAGCAUUUACAAAUACAAUUGUGAUAAACCUGCACCAUCUCUAGCACUCUGUUAUUAUAGCACAGUAUUCUCUGAUUUUUACCAAUAAAAGCUUUGUUGAAGAUUGACUGAUAACAUUAAUGUUUUAUACAACCCGAGACAAUGCGAUUACAAAUAUACGUAGAUAUAAUGUGUAACACUGAAUAAAGGCAUUUGUCUUAA
Pecten maximus is the source of this 1590-nucleotide messenger RNA. RefSeq lists its product as uncharacterized. NCBI's taxonomy places the organism in Eukaryota, Metazoa, Mollusca, Bivalvia, Pectinida, Pectinidae. The transcript has 2 exons. The coding region runs from base 34 to 507 and encodes 157 amino acids. The record is from RefSeq and is a predicted model, not a curated record.